Molecule: messenger RNA, 2490 nt
Organism: Hepatospora eriocheir
Lineage: Eukaryota; Fungi; Microsporidia; Hepatosporidae
Source: the annotation of a GenBank genome assembly
AUGGCAAGUUUUGAAUUCAAAUUUACAAACAAAUUUUACUUUAAAGGCCAUUUGAUGCAGAAUAACUCAAAUAUUAUCUUUUAUAACAAUCUCAUAUUCCCUGUAAAUAAUCUCACUCAAAUUGUUCAUACUGACACGUUUGUUUACUUUCAAAAUAGAGAUGGUAUUUUUAGAAUAAACGACAAGUUUAAUUUGUUUGAUAACACCCCUUUGUAUGUUAAUAAUAGGUUUAAGCUGAUUGAUGCAGGUAGUGAGUGUGUUUUAAUUCGUAGUAAUGAUUUUUACUUGUUACAUUUUGACGACAAUACGAUUGUUAAUUUAACAGAAUUUGAUUUACAUCAUCAUCUUAUUAUUUAUUUGAGUUACUUGGUUGUUUUUACUGAUAACAUGAUCACCUUCUAUAAUUAUAAGAAUAUUCGAGAUGAAGAGUCUUACAUAUCUGAUUUUAAGAUUAUUGGUGUUGAAAAAAUAAUGAUUAAUGAAAACAUGUUUCUUAAAGUAAUUCAACCCAGCGGUGAAUUUGAAUUCUUCUAUGGGAACAUACUUAUUACUGAUGUGAAUGUUCUUUACCUUCAAAAUUCAACAACUAUCAAGUCUAAUGCUUCUUGUGUUGCUCUUGAGACACAAAUGUCUCUUGUUAAGUCUCCAUAUAAACUCAUACAAGAAUCAUUACCUUCUGACACUUCCAUGCUUUCUGAGAACACAAAUAACCACAAAAACAACUAUUCAUUGUACAAAAGAGAACAUUUCUAUGAUCCUUCUGUUCUUGAAGUUAGCCAUAAUUGUGCUUAUAAAGUGAUAAGAAAAAUUCUAAAUAUAAAGAGAAAUAAAAAAGAAAAAGAAAAUACUUUUCCGAAAAUAGUUAAAAGAGGAAAGUUGACUAAAAAGAAGUCAAAUAAAAAAUUCAAUGAAAUUAUUACAGAUAUCCUGCUACAAUGUAAAGCUACUCUUGCUGUCGAUGUGAAUGAUACAGAUCAGAUUCGAAGUAAACUGUUUGCAGCAAGGUUAUUAGCAACUAACAUACUACCAUUUAUCAAAACUGAUUGUGAAUUAAGGUUCACUCCUUGUGAUUUUAAAGUAAACAGUACAUUGGUUCCCCUAUCAAAUGAUUCGAUCUUUCUGCUAUCAUUUAUAGCUCCUGUUAACAAAAGUGUUUAUACACACACUGCUAGAUCUUAUUCUGGUUUUAUUUUUGGUUCUAAUGAUUAUACUUCAUCAAGUGAAGCUGAUAUGCUUGUAUAUUUAUCAACAAUCACUAAAGGAAUUCUUUCAAAUCAUCUGGUUCCUUCUGAAAAUAUGAUCAACCGUUUACACAUAGGUAUGGGGUUUGAACCUUUUAGAAAAUACAUAAUAUUUGUUCUUUCCACAUUUGAUAAGAUUAGUAAUUGGUUUCUUGUUCAAGAUAUUAAAAAACAAGUAGUAGGUGUUAAUAUUAAUAUUAUUGGAAUUGCAAUUAAAAAUUUUAAUACUUGUAACAGAUUAAUUUUAAAAGAGCUAUUUGAUAUUUAUUAUAACGAUGAAAUCAAAACAUCAUUUAGAGAUACAAAAUUUUUAAUUGGAUUAAGCAUAUUUUUGAUCAAUAACAACCCUGAUAAGUUUAUUGGGUUUAGUGACGACAAUACUUUAGCAUCAAGAUUUAUCAACCCUAGAACGGAUUAUGUUGAAAGUAGUGCUAUGAGAGACAUUGAAGUGUUCUACAUGAGAUUAUUUUAUAACAUCGGUGAUAAUUAUAACAUAAUUGAUUGUAUUCUUACAGACGAAGAAUAUUUCAAUGAUAAAAAACAGUUUGAAAUAGCAGCAGAUGUCUUUUACGUUGCUAUUUACAUUAUAAAUAACUAUGAAAAUAUUGAAUUAAAAAAUAUUGAAGAAUUACUUAAAAGAAUUUAUGAGAUGAUUGAUUUGUAUGAAAAUAUGGAUAGUAACAUUGUUUAUGAUUACUUGCUUAUUUCUUACAGCCUGAUAAUAAAAUUAUAUGACUUUGAUCAGAUUUACGCAAUAAGAAUUUUAAGAAGGAAAUUAAUUGAUUUUGAUUCAGCAGCCUGUAAAAAAUUUUUAGGUAGAAAUGUGAUGACAAAAAUAUACGGAUCAGGAUUUGAAAGCACAUCUAAUUAUAAAAAUCUUCUCUCAAUACUUCUUUCUGACUAUAAAAUAGCAAUUAAUGAUUAUACUUACAAGAUAUGCAUUGUGUUGUUUAUUUAUACAAACUCCCAGGAGACUCAAACAACCGAAAUUGAAUUUUUUAAACAAUUUGCAAUAUCUAAGCUGUUAAAUUACAAAGAAGAAGUUGCGUGUGAUAAAGUUACUAAGAAAACGCUUAAAAAAAAUUUAUAUAAAAGAAUGAAUAAUGAUUAUGACAGAAAGUACCUUGUUGAUGUUUUAUCUGACUUUCUUGAGAACUAUACUGAUAAUUUUGAAAAUAAUAAAGGUAAACAAUACCACAUCACAGAUAAUGCUAUUGAGUAUCUAAUUGGAGAAUUUAAUAAAUUUUAA